GAGUAUAGAAUAGUACAAAAAUGCGGUCCGUGGCAAAGGCGUGGAAGACGCCAAAGAACUGAUGAGCAAAUCAACCCAGAAAAUGAGCACUGAUGGCUCCAUCUCCUACUCUGAAACCAACAAAAUUUCCUCAUUUUUUAGGAGAGAGAAAAUACCCCAACUCAAUUAUUCACAACAACAACAACAACAAAAUCAUUAUUUUGCCUUUUUCCCCUUUUUCAUUCAUGGAUGAAUCUAGCAGUAAUGAAAAAACCCCAAUUUGUAACUUAGUUCAAGAUCAUCUUUUCUCAAUUCUUCUCCUUUUACCCAUUAAUUCAAUCCUUUCUUUUGCUCAAACUUGCAAAAAGUUCAAAUCUUUAGCUUCAUCUGAUAAUUUGUGGGAGUCUAUUUGUAGAAGAGAGUGGGGUCCCACCUGUGUUGAUGCCCUUAAAUCUUCUUCAUAUUUUGCUAAUAAUAAUAAUAAUAAUAAUGGUGAAAUUAAUUUUAUGCCAUGGAUGAAGCUGUACAAGCAGGUAGCUCAAUUGGGGUCUGUUUCUUGCUUAAAAUUGAGUGACCCAGUUGCUCAUAAUUUGGGUCCUUGCCCUAGAGCUUCUCAUUCUCUCAAUUUUGUCUCAAAUUGCUUGGUUUUAUUUGGUGGUGGGCGUGAAGGAGGUCGUCAUCUUGAUGAUACUUGGGUUGCGUAUCUUGGUUACGAUUUAAAAACCAUAUCAAAAUGGCAGAAAGUGACCUCAGGAAUUCCUAGUGGACGUUUUGGGCAUACUUGUGUCGUAAGUGGUGAUUUUCUCAUACUAUUCGGAGGCAUCAAUGAUCAUGGUGUCCGUCAAAACGACACCUGGGUUGGAAAUAUUGUUCAUAAUGAGACAUAUGGUAUUAACUUGUGUUGGAGGCUGCUUGAUGUGGGCUCAGCAGUACCAUUACCACCACCACGUGGAGCCCACGCUGGGUGCUGCAUGGAGAACAAGAGAAUGCUUAUUCAUGGAGGGAUUGGUCCAGAUGGUGUUAGAUUAGGAGACUUGUGGAUCUUGGAAAUGUCAGAUAACUUCGGUCAUGGAACUUGGCAUGAAAUUGUUACCCACCCAAAACCACCACCGCGUUCGGGACAUACUUUGACUUGUAUUGAUGAUACACAAACACUCCUUUUUGGGGGAAGGGGAUUAGGUUAUGAUGUCCUUAAUGAUGCCUGGAUUUUCGAUGCCUCAGAGGGUCAUCCAAAGUGGGUACUGGUUAGAUUUGACUUAUCAAACACUCCCUGGGGAAUUAACCUUCCAAGAGUUGGUCAUUCGGCUACCCUUGUCCUAGGAGGUAAACUUCUUAUUUACGGAGGUGAAAACUCCCAAAGGCACAGAAAAAAUGACUUUUGGUUGUUAGAUGUGAACGCCAUAAAAAAGAACCCUUUCUCAUCUAGAAUGUGGAGAAGACUAAAAUCCCGUGGAUAUAAACCCAAGGCUCGCUCCUUUCACGCAGCAUGCUCUGACCAUACAGGCCGUCUGUUGUAUGUGUUUGGUGGAAUGGUCGAUGGAUUACUUCAACCAGCAGAACCAUCUGGUCUUAGAUUUGAUGGUGAUGUCUUUGCUGUGGAACUUUGCUUGACUGGUUGACCCUUAGCUAACUCUUAACAACUAGAAUCAAUCUCUCUCUAUGUGGUAUGUUGUACGAGAGAGACGUGUAGAUCUACAAAGCAAUUCCAAUAAGAUGUUGCAGGUAGACUUUGGUACAGGAAACUCUUUUUAAGUUGUACAUACUUGGGAUGGUUUCAGUUUUGCGUGUAAAAUGGUUAGAUAACAUUUGUAAAUUAGUAUGGUUAUGGUUAUGACGCAGUUGAAGACGGGUUAUGGUUUACGUUCAGGAAUUUGAUGCUGGUAUUGCAUGAACUAUGGCUUUAGGCAAUUCAUGUCAUGUUUACUAGGCACAAUCUUGUACAGUAUAUUGUUUAUGUAGCUCUUCUAAUAAAUAGAUUGUGAAUAAAUUUGUAAGUGAUCUAUCAUUUUGAAUGGUUUAUAGCCUUGUAAUAAAAACUUGUGGUACA
Messenger RNA from Chenopodium quinoa (quinoa), 2026 nucleotides. RefSeq names its product F-box/kelch-repeat protein At1g51550-like. The transcript is spliced from 2 exons. Bases 93 to 1598 code for a protein of 501 amino acids. The record is from RefSeq and is a predicted model, not a curated record. Gene Ontology annotation, molecular function: protein binding. Lineage: Eukaryota; Viridiplantae; Streptophyta; Magnoliopsida; Caryophyllales; Amaranthaceae.